Messenger RNA from Xyrauchen texanus (razorback sucker), 5461 nucleotides. Its product is annotated as semaphorin-3F-like. Gene Ontology annotation, biological process: positive regulation of cell migration; negative chemotaxis; semaphorin-plexin signaling pathway. The coding region runs from base 403 to 2634 and encodes 743 amino acids. The transcript is spliced from 18 exons. The record is from RefSeq and is a predicted model, not a curated record. Gene Ontology annotation, molecular function: chemorepellent activity; semaphorin receptor binding. Lineage: Eukaryota; Metazoa; Chordata; Actinopteri; Cypriniformes; Catostomidae.
GCACAGCCGACACCUGCGAGCACUUGACUGGACUCGUGCAGGGGGAGCUCGACUGACUCUGGAGUACUAACGGAUUUAUUCCUCCUACUAUUCUGAAACAAUUACAAUGCGAAUAGAUAUGUGAAAGAUUUGUUUUAGCCUCGCGCAUUUCUUUAAGAGUAGCCGGUUUGUGAACCUUAGUACGUUAGUAGUAGCUGUGACGUUUGGAAACUUUGGUAACUCGCAGAAAAACGAAGAGGGAACCGAGAAGCUUGCAAACAAAUGGACAUUGACGCAUUUUUGUGAGUUUUGUAGUUUGAGACUUGUCUUCGCUUCGUACAGCGGUGUGCUACGGAAUGUAACAUCUUCCCAUCUUAAGUUACCUGGACUUGAAAUCUCAGUGGGUUUACUGCUGUCAUUAUCAUGAAGAUGAUGCAAACAAUGCUACUAACCCUGAGUUUGUGUAUCUGGGGUUGUCAUGGCAACAACCGUAUAGCACCCCGAGUGCACCUGUCAUAUAAAGAGUUACUGGAGACAAAAACCAUACGGCCAUUCAGUUUCUCCUUCAACACCAGUGACUACCGAAUUCUGCACAUGGACCAGGACCAGGGACGGCUCUACCUGGGCAGCCGUGAAUAUGUGGUCUCUCUGGACAUGCAAAAUGUCAAUAAAGAACCCCUUAUUAUUCACUGGCCAGCGACAGCACAAAGAAAAGGAGAGUGUAAACUAACUGGCAAAGGAGGACAGGGAGAGUGUGCUAACUUUGUGCGUCUGAUCGAGCCAUGGAACAGAACUCACCUGUACACCUGUGGAACAGGAGCUUAUAAACCCAUCUGCACCUUCAUCAACAGAGGCUGGAGAGCUGAGGAAUAUCUCUUCCGGCUGGUUCCUGGUUAUGUGGAAUCUGGAAAAGGAAAGUCUCCAUAUGAUCCCCGGCAGGAGAAUGCAGCAGCUCUUAUCAAUGGCAACCUGUACGCUGGAGUGCACGUGGACUUCAUGGGUACAGAUCCAGCUAUCUUUAGGACUUUGGGGGACCGGCCUGCUGUCAGAACAGAGCAGUAUGACUCUCGAUGGCUAAACGAGCCUGUGUUUAUUAAAAUCCAGAAGAUUCCCGACAGUGCCGAAAAGAAUGAUGACAAACUUUACUUUUUCUUUCGGGAGAAGAGUUUAGACGCUUCAGGGGGCAGCGCUCUGAGCGUUCUCGCUAGAGUGGGAAGAGUCUGUCUGAAUGAUGAUGGAGGUCAAAGGUCAUUGGUGAAUAAGUGGACAACGUUCCUCAAAGCGCGACUGGUCUGUUCUGUGAUUGGUGCAGAUGGUGUUGAAACUUACUUUGAUGAACUGAGGGAUGUUUUCAUACAGAGGACCCAUGAUGAGCGUAACCCCAUUGUGUAUGCUGUGUUCUCCACAGCUGGCUCUGUGUUUAAAGGCUCUGCUGUGUGUGUAUACUCCAUGGCUGACAUCAGAAAUGUCUUCAAUGGGCCCUUCUCUCAUAAACACGGUCACAACUACCAGUGGACACCCUACACUGGCAAAAUCCCCUACCCGCGACCAGGGACUUGUCCUGGAGGAACCUUCACCCCUGAUCUCCACUCCACUAAGGCCUUUUCUGAGGAGGCUGUAAACUUUGUUCGUGCCCAUCCUCUGAUGUAUCAACCCAUAUACCCAAUACACAAGCGCCCCCUGGUGGUCAGGACAGCAGUUGAUUACCGUUUUACUACCAUUGCUGUGGACCUAGUGGAUGCUGUAGAUGGGAGAUAUGAAGUGCUCUUCCUGGGCACAGAUCAUGGAACAGUCCAGAAGGUGAUUGUCUUACCAAAAGACAUCAGCACAACAGAAGAGCUCAUUUUGGAGGAGGUUGAAGUGUUCAAGACACCAGCACCUGUUAAAACUCUGAAGAUGUCUUCUAAAAGGCAACAGUUAUACGUGUCAUCAGAAAAGGGUCUUACCCAGGUGUCCCUGCAUAGGUGUGCUGUUUAUGGCAAGGCCUGUUCAGACUGCUGCCUGGCCAGAGACCCCUAUUGUGCUUGGGAUGGAGAAACCUGCUCUGCUUUCACCCCGGCUACCAAGAGGAGAAGCAGGAGACAGGAUAUCAAACACGGAGAUCCCUUACGCCAGUGCAGAGGCUUCAAUGCUAAAGUAGAGAAGCGUCUGAGGGAGACAGUGCAGUUUGGGGUCGAGGGGAGCAGCACGUUUCUGGAGUGCCAGCCGAGGUCUCCUCAGGCCUCUGUUAAAUGGCUCUACCAGAAGGACGGCAAACGGAAAGCACUUAAUCGAGAUAAAGAAUUCUUGAAUACUGGUCAUGGGAUCCUGCUGAAAUCUCUCACCCAAUCAGAUGCAGGGCUUUACCAUUGCCAGGCAACCGAAAACAACUUCAAACACACCGUGGCCCGCAUCUCUCUACGGAUCCUGGACCGGGAGAUUGUCGAGGCGCUGGCUGAGCCGGACAUCCCCGUUGAAUCCGAGCACCAUCGCCAUCAUUCGCAUCACCCUCCAUCCCCACCCCCUCUCCAGCUCCACCCACUGCCAGAGGUGCGUCUAAUCAACCAGUACUGCAAGACCUACAGGCAGCAGAUCCAGAGCCAAGCCCACAAACCUAAACGCAACAACCGGAGACACACAGGCGAACAGGAAGAGGAGGGGCCACAGGAGCAGUGAGAGGACCAUCUGGACAUGGUCCGUGAAACGCCUGCCACUCUGGUGUGUCCCAUCUUCUCUGUGAACAAUGUGUCCCAUCACUAUGUACUGUCACCUUUAAUUAAUUGAUUGAUUCAUUUAUGAGAUUGAUCAAUUUAUUCUUUAGAUUUAUCAGACUGUGUCUGAAAUCAGUUUUCGUUUUCAUGUUGAGGAGUACUGCCCUACAAAGGCAAAAUGCAGUGACUAUGCCAACACUUAGUCUGAUCUACUAAGUUAUUUGUUGGUCCUACUAAAUACACACAUAGUAAACACUGCUUAGAUAUGUAGAUGAAUCUAAGCAUAGUCGAGCCAAGUGCAUUUGUCACAGGACAGAUUAAAGCAUAAAAGACAGGAUUUUAUGCAUAAAUCGGACAUACGGAGUUACUGCGAUUUGCCUUUGCAUGGCAAUGCAGUUCAAUGUUCUGUGUGCCCCCAACUGAUUUUACUCUAGCUAUGAUAUACUCAUGUCCCCAUUUAUGUUUGUUUUUCUCUAUGGUGAGUUUUGAACAGAGUGCUUUAUCAUUUUAACUGUACUUUAAAUUACUACAAAUUGUCCAGCCAAACCAGCAAAACUACUGCCGUAUUAUGUAUAAUAUAAGCUAUAUCUAAAGUUCAGUACAUGGACGACAACAGUGUAAAUGCUACCAGAAAUUUCCAAAACAGUUUUGCUAUAGAGGCAUCAGAGCUGCAAAAAGGAUUUGGGUUUGUAUUUAAAGAUCACUGAUUCAAUCGGUAGUCUUUAAAUCACCAGACCAUGAAAUACAGCAAUGGGAGGAAUGUUCUGGCGCAUUUGGACAAAGUUCCCUGAGGAUGCUUGGGUGUACUUAGUUGCAAGACUAUAAUUAUGACACACUAUAUCUUGACAUAAUUUGUAUCAUUGAAGUUUUUACUCUUUAUAGUUUUCUAUAGUAAUGUCCUUAGAGAACGUCUAUAUUAUUUUAGUCUUGAUCAAAGACAGAAAUCGAAAGCCUGAAAACUGUGAUUCUGCGAGGUUAACCAUGUUGGUGUAUGAGUAUUAAUCAAAUACUAACAUUUUUUUUCUUUUUUUACAUGUGCGAUAAGGAUUUUCAAACAAAACCAAACGUAUUUUUUAUUAAAAUAUUGAAUGUUUUUCUUCAUUCAUGAUGAAACUAAAUGCUCCAAUUGUAAUAGUUAUAAUUAAAUCAUUGACCUGGAAAGGUAAAUGUUUUAUUUGGACAAGACUGGGGACCAAAAUCAAAGUCAUGACAACAAGGAUUUGCAAAAGAAAAAAGAUUGUAUGCUUAAUUGGAAUUAGGGAUCAGAAUUGUCUCCGUUCUGAUGAAUAAAAUCUGUCCUUCUACUUCAUUAGCUGUAGUGUAAAGCAUCUGCAAAUGUUUUUUUUUUUUUUUUUUGGUUUUUACAUUAAUUAAAAAAAGCAACAACAACAAAAAAAUACCAGUGAGUUUCCCCCUGUUUGUUCCCAAACAACUAUCAGCAAACUGUCCUUUCCUGAUCUGGACUGUUGUAUAUACAGCAGGUAUGGGACAGGGGUGUUCUUCUAGCUUUGACUCGGGACACUGAUUAAAAUCCAAUUAAAUCAUUCUCACCGAGCAUUGCUGCAAACCAUAAUCAGCUCUUCAAUGUCUUGUAUUCCACAAUUUGUCAAUGGUGAAAUGUGGUUAUAUUUUUUACUUGUGUAUAAACACAGUAUCUGUGCUUUGUGUUGUGUGACAAUGACACAUGUACAUAGAAAAUGUAUGUAUGCGUACUAACCUCCUCUCUUUCCUUUUUGUCUUUUUCACCCACACCAUACAACAUAUUUAUUGUGAGAGUGUACAUAUUCAUGUGAGUUGUGCUCUUUGGUGGUGGGACGGGGCUGGUUUUGGUGGAAGUUGUCAUUGUAUGUAUUGUUUUUAAAUGGACCAGGACACAUGGAGAGAUGCUCUGGAGGAAGAGGUAGAUGUUUUUGGAAUCAUUCUAAUUAGCUGAAUCAAACUAUAGGAUAACUAGUUUGCAUACAUUGUUUAUUACAUAUAAAAAAAAAUGAAUGCAUAAUUAAUGAAUCUUCAUUUCAUAAGAUUAAUUUAUACACAAAAAGCUAUGUAUAAAACAGCUGGCAUGAGCUGGCAUAGGAAGAAUAAUUGUUCCAGAAAUGGUCAUACAACCCAAUUCACAUUUGCAGAGAGUGUUUUAAGCCAGAAACGUGUACCUCUUUGAGCACUUUCCAUGGAUUAUCCCUUGCACCAAACUAAAGGACCAGGCAAAGGAAAUGUGUUGUACAAUUUUCUUCUGAGUUCAGUGUUCAGCUAUACUUUGUAUAGAACACUAAUGCCAGCAUCAGAAGUUAUAAGAGGUUCUUCCGUAGAGGCAUAUUUAUAAUGACUAUGAGUAUAAAGAACUCCGUUUGUGGUUUUUACCCCAGACAUGUUAUCUGGUCUUGAAGGGUGCUGAACAUUUGCUCAAGUUCAAACCACAUUUGUCUCUUCUUCACAGAGAUGUUAUUGUGCAGAAUGGCCCACUGUCUGUCUCUGAGGAAAUGUAACACCACAUAGACUUUAUUUGUCCUGUUGUAUCUUUCUAUCUGGUGUUGGUUAUUGAACUAAACAGAACCUUCCUAAUUAUGGUUGCUUCCUAAAUAUUUUCUGUUUGUAUUGACAUGUUUGUGUAGGUUUUUGUUCAUGUGAUUGUUUGUGAUAUAUAUUAUUUUAUUAUCAUGGUAUUUCUGGGUUUGGAAGUCCUGCUAGGUGUUUUUUAAAGCAAUAACAAUAAACUGCUGUUUUUGUUUUCAAUGUAGUUAUUUUUUGUUCUUUUUACUGUCUAACCACAUUCGUUUUCAUUAUGCGCUAUA